AUGUCUCUAGAUGACCCUUCUUUUACAGUAGAGUCGGCUGGGCGCGAAGGAGAUGAUUUGGCCGGCAAUGUCUCUUGGGACCGGCCAGAGGAUCAGCCAAAGGACGUUGACGUGUCCUGCCUACUAGAAACGCGGUGGUGGUUAGCAAGUACCGCGUUUCCGUUGCUAGCUGGCACUUUUGGACCAACGGCGAGCGCUUUUAGCAUUUGUUCUCUUGCAGACCGAUGGCGAACCAGAAUCCUUCCUGGAGGGGCAUUGGGCAAUGCUGCCCCUGUUCGGGACCCUAAAUGGUUGGCUAUCGUUGUCAACGCAAUAUCCCUCGGCUUUGCCUUGGUAUCAAACUUUUCCCUCUUGUUGAAUAUGGCUAGGCGACUGUCUUUCCCAAUUGCUCAACCUAUUACUAUCGGAGGAUGGUACAUAUCUUCAAUUCUGCUCAUCUGCCUGGCAGCUCUACUCCGCCACUAUACCGAUUUGACAACUUACCGCAUGACUCAAGCGUAUUACUAUGCGAUUAUGGCCGCCGCAAUUUACUUUCUAGUCUCUUCACUCAUGGUUGUGACGGUAAUUGGUGCUAGAAGAAACCAUUACCCUAGAGAAUUUCGUCUUACCAGGUACCAACGAUCCAUGAUGCUGCAAACGAUCACGUGGAUAGUUUAUUUGCUUGGAGGUGCGGCGAUUUACUCCCAUAUCGAAGGUUGGGAUUACCUGGACUCUGUGUACUGGGCAGAUGUCACCCUACUUACAGAUGGAUUUGGAGACCUGUCCCCGAAAACCCAUCUUGGUCGCGCACUGUUAUUUCCUUAUGCUGUAGGGGGGAUAUUGACCCUGGCAUUGGUUGUUACAUCAAUAAGGGAACUAAUGUUAGAACGAGGGAAAAUGGCGAUAAUUUCUAGGCGGACGGAGGUGAUGAGAAGCCGCGUCGCAUCUCAAGUUAGACAGGGCAAAGGGAAGGUGGGCGGAAUAAGGCUUCCUCCAAUUUUGGACCGAACUCUUCUUUCCGAAAGCCAGAGACAGGAAGCGGAGUUUUAUCUGAUGCGCAAAAUACACAAAGUCGCCAGCUGGAAAGCGAAAUGGAUUUUGUUUGCCAUCUCCCUAUUUGCGUGGAUGGCGCUCUGGCUUCUUGGUGCUCUGGGCUUUUGUGUUGCAGAACAGGAUCAAGGCUGGACAUAUUUUCAGUCCAUAUACUUCGCCUAUACAUCCCUCCUCACGAUUGGAUAUGGUGAUUUCACACCAGGUGCGACAUGGGGAAAACCGUUUUUGGUUCUCUGGUCCCUGCUUGCCAUCCCCACUAUGACGAUCUUAUUCUCCAGCAUGGGGAACACUAUCGCAAAAUUUGUCGAGGACGCUACCAAUUUUGCUGGUGAAUUAACGGUUCUUCCUGGAGAUACGAGUUCCAAAGACUUAAUCGUUUAUCCCAUUCGCCAGUUUAGGGAUCUAACUUACAACACCCCACGGAACUUCUUCUAUGGUAGAAUAUCACUGAGCCGCUAUAACGAGAACAAGUCAACAAACAAAACCUGCCCACCAGUCUUCAGAGCACUUGACGAAAAUAAGAAAUUAAGCCCAGAGAACGAAUCUAGAGAACGAGAUAUAGAGGAAGCGGCUAAAAAUCCACACCGACGUCAAUACAUUCUUAUCCGUGAAAUUCGUAAGAUUUCCCGAGAUUUAAAUGCCGUUUCCCCGAAAAGGUACACUUAUGAUGAGUGGUAUUACUAUUUAUCUCUGGUUGGGAAAAUGAAGUCGUGUUCGAGUUAUAUUAAUAUCCCCGAUUCUCAAAUCGAAGAAAUACAACAGUUAGAUCGUCCCCCAGUUGGUCUCAGAACGUCAGUGAGUAUCGAGAAACCGAAAAGCGAAGAAAACAAAUGGAGCUGGAUUGGGAUGCAGAGCCCACUGGUGGGUGAAAAGGAUGAAGCACAAUGGAUUUUUGAAGCACUGUCGGCAGCACUAGAGCACGAUCUCAAGCGUCAGAGCGAGAGAAGGGAAUAG
Paracoccidioides brasiliensis Pb18 is the source of this 1986-nucleotide messenger RNA. RefSeq lists its product as uncharacterized. Gene Ontology annotation, cellular component: membrane. The transcript has 3 exons. The coding region runs from base 1 to 1986 and encodes 661 amino acids. The record is from RefSeq and is a predicted model, not a curated record. Gene Ontology annotation, molecular function: potassium ion leak channel activity. Gene Ontology annotation, biological process: potassium ion transmembrane transport; stabilization of membrane potential.